Molecule: messenger RNA, 1293 nt
Organism: Didymodactylos carnosus
Lineage: Eukaryota; Metazoa; Rotifera; Eurotatoria; Philodinida; Philodinidae
Source: the annotation of a GenBank genome assembly
AUGCGUUCCUCAAAAAUCAACAAAGCAACUGGUAUCGAUCAUCCUGAUUCUUCUAAACAUCAGAAGACUUUAGAAUGGCCUUGUGUUCAAUGUUCAUACAUAAAUUCAACAGACUACAAACUAUGUAUAAUGUGCGGAAUAGGUAAACAAUCUCAGUCGUUACAAGCAGAAUAUAAUAAGAAUAAUGACUUAAUAGAUAAAGAUUCAAUCAAACAACAAGAUAUAUACAACUCUAACACAAAUAGCAAUAACUCCGAUGAUAAAAAACAAUAUGAAAAUACUACAAUUAUUACAAGUGAGGUAAAUUGGACUUGUGGUAAAUGUACACUUGAAAAUGCACCUUCUAUCAAUAUAUGUGAAGUAUGUGGUGCUAGUCGAGCUUUUUCAGGAAUAGACGCGCCCGUUAAGGUAUCAGCUUCAGAUAUUACGGAAGAAAUAAACGUACAACCAUCAAUCAAUAAUACAGCUAUUUCUACCGACAAUGCUUGUUCCAUUGAAUGUUAUGUUCCUGAAAAAACACGAAUACACGAAAAAUACGAAUCAAAACAUCAACAGUUAAUAGAAUGGGGUUGUAGUGAAUGUACAUAUAUAAAUUCAAUAAAUGAUAGGAUAUGUGUUAUGUGUAAUGAUGGAAAACAACCAGAAGCGUUACAAUCAGCUAAUAACAUCUACAUCGAUAACAAGUCUCCAGAUUCAAGAAACAAACAAAUGUCAGUUGAACAACAUGAUAGAAAAGUUAACAGUCAAACAAAAGAGAAAAGUGUUUCUGACAAACAAAAUGAAUAUACUAACAAUAUUACUACCGAUAGUAAUUAUAUAUCUCAGCAAUCAUCCUAUGAACAAUGUAAUAUUAUUCCUACAAAUGAACAAGUCUCUCCUUAUCCUGAAAAUAAACCCAUAUCUGGAGCAUCUCAUAUAUGUUCAAUUCCUCAAACUAUCAGAGACGAUGAUAAAGAUGAAAAAGUGUAUAUUAUUGAUUUACCACAUAAUACACCUGAUGAAAUACUUGAAGAAGCAAUUCGUUCACGUCUUGAUAAGUGUUACAAUAUAAAAGUAAAACAAGUUAAAUGUUAUUCAGUUAUUGGAAUGGGUAUUAUAAUUUUAAAAAACAAUGAAAAGAUCAAUUUAUUAACUAAAAUUCAAAGUAUUUUAUUACCUUUGUCAAGUAAAACAUUUACACUUACAUUUGCUGAAAAACUUGAAUUAGUUUCUUAUAUAGUAUUAGAUUAUAACAACAAACAAAAAAUAGUAUCAAAUGAAGAAAUAAAACAGAAAUGGAUUAAUAUGUUCCCA